Molecule: messenger RNA, 3550 nt
Organism: Bactrocera oleae (olive fruit fly)
Lineage: Eukaryota; Metazoa; Arthropoda; Insecta; Diptera; Tephritidae
Gene: mtTFB2
Product: mitochondrial transcription factor B2
Biological process (GO): transcription initiation at mitochondrial promoter; rRNA methylation
Cellular component (GO): mitochondrial matrix
Molecular function (GO): rRNA (adenine-N6,N6-)-dimethyltransferase activity; mitochondrial transcription factor activity
Source: RefSeq, a predicted model, not a curated record
CAAAAUUUAGGUUUUUUUGCCAUUAAAAUAAACAUAUUUUACUAAAAUUAUAUGUAUAUACUUCUAGAAAAAUUAUUUUGCGGCGUUGAAAAUUUUGCACAUUUAGCUUGUACCAAGCCAACUAAUGCGCACUAGAUGACGCACAGCGCACCAAAAUAUCCGGUGUUCGUUAUUUUCUUUUCAACACCAUUCGUAAAUAUUGUUGGUUUCCAUAUGAGUUUAAUUUCAGCUCGUUUUUUUUUUGCAUAGAACACAUGCAUUUGUAAUAAAUUACAAGAAACUACAAAUGGCUUUUACUGAAAUAAUGUUUCAUAUACGACGUUUUGUACACAAAAAUUCCCGACACGCAAAUCUGUUUCCAGAGAAAUUAUUCAACAAAAGGCAUAAAAUUCCCGCACAUUACUAUGUAGCUGAUGACCAAUUGGUUGAGCAAAUAGACAAUGCAAUUCAGCCUUUUAUGCAACAAACCAAAUGUGAUACCGCUAUUGAAAUGAAUCCAGGCAUUGGUUUAUUUACACGCAAACUACUGAAUCGUGAUGACCGUUUAAAAAAAAUCAUACUUAUAGAGACGAUGGAGCACUUUCUUCCUGGGCUGCAAGAUUUCCAUGCACUUUACCCGGAACGUGUCAAAGUGAAGCACAAUGACAUUGUGAGCUUAUGGAAGCUGUCAUUUCAAGACAGAAUGGACAAUGGCACCCGAGUUGCGGAUAUGCUAUCUGAUUUGCCAAAACGUGAACACAAUGAAGAUCCCAGCGCUUUAUUGUUUGGUGCCGUGGGCUGUUACAGUUUUUUCAAACAUAUUGUAAACUCCAUUAUUUUUCAAAAUGGUUUAUUCAGCUGGGGACGUAUGGAAAUGUUUCUUGCAAUACCACCACCCAUUUACAUACAUUUGACCUGCAGUAGUGACGUUGGCUAUAUGAUAUAUAGAUCAACAUCUAUGCUUUUUCAAAUGCUCUUUGAAUACCGCUUCAUCACGCGGUUACCACGUGAACAUUUCCUACCAAAUCAAAUUGAGUAUAAAAUCAGUAAAGGUAGCCGUCUGAAAAAGGUGCAAUCUAUUAGCCCCGAGUACUUAUAUUUGGUACGAAUAGUACCCCGUCGAGACUUCUUAGAUCUUUGUCCAUUCGCAGACCUGCAACCACUUUGGUACUUUGUCAAACAGAACUGUGUUAGCCGCCGGAAUCGAAUUAUUCCAAAUUUAGAAAAAUGGAUACCAGGCUGUGGACCACGUGUAAUAAUUAACAGUGUGCCUUCAGAGACAUUAAAGCCUCUUUAUCCAGAUGAGGCUAAUGUAAAGCUGCCACAAUACUCCACGCGUUGCACAACUAUGAGCAAUCGGGAUUUUUAUCCGAAUAUGAACAUUUACACACAAUUCGGUGAUCUAUCUGCAAGUCAAAUGCUGACAUUAUUCACACAAUUUCGAAAAUGGCCCGAAUAUAGUGAAAGUGCAUUCGUGGCAUCACUUGAGAAUGCUUUGUUGAAAAUGGAAGCAGCCGCAGAUGAAAACAUGGGCAUUAAGGAAGAGGAUGAUUUACCAAAUGAGGAGGCAACUUUUGAAGAUGUGAAAGAGACCGAAAGUAGCCAAACCAAGCCAAUUAAGAAAAAUAAGGGUAACGUUGCAGUGUCAAAUUAACACCGUUAAAGUCAUAUUGAAACUCAUACUAUAGUUGUAACUAAAGUAAAUUAUGCAUAAUUGAAAUUAAUGUUAAGAUAAAUUUCAAUAAUGCAUCAAGUAACUAUAAACUAUUAUUGUAAGUUCGUGGCAUUCUAUCAGGAUUUCAUUUUGUUUUAACGCUGUGCGUACAAGUGCCUUCUAUCGACCGUUGCGAGCCACGUGCACACAAAUCAACUUUGCUCAGAUCAUAAUCCGGUUCAUCAUCACCCAGCAGGCUGACGCGCGUCCUCACAGAAAUCGACAACUUAAUGCAAUCUAACAACAAUGUCGUCGUAUUAACACCCAACACGUACGACAAAUGAGCAUUUUGACAUGGCCCAGAACUGCCAAUCUCAUAGCAGACAUUAUUAAUUUUAACCAAUCCAUCUACUUUACACGUAUUCUUUAUGCAUUGGGGUAAAACUGCAUUGGGUGCUAAAACGAGCAUGUACUCGGCUUCACAGGGACCACGCCGGAAGGCGGAAUGACAGGAAUCCGAGUCGGGAUAGUACAAUGCAGCUAAGAAAAAAAGCAUUUGCAUUGAAAUCGGUAACUAAAUUCUAAGAACGAGAUUAACUUACCUGGUGCACAAUCGCAAAUCCAGUCAUCAUCAUGAUCUCCGGGAUAAAGCAGCUCAUUAGACUUACAGCGCGAUGGAGAGUAAUGCGGAAUGCGACCCUUUUAAAAAGGAAAAUCUCUUUAAGUAAUAUUUUCUGUUUAAUUUCGAAGAAGCUCAAAUUCUUAUCAUUAAUUAUGUAUGUAGUUGUGUUUACAUGUAAUAAUAUUUAGAAAUAGAUUCUUAUCAGCAUGUUCGUGGGUUAUUCCGAUUUACAGCAAAUCAAAGGUAACAAUUCAAAUUUGUCAUUGAAAAGGCACGCCCGAAUGUAUUAGAUGUGUAAUGAAUUAAAAUUGAAUUUGAGAAUUUCUAAAGAAUCACUUAAAGCAGUUAGUUUCGUUGCAGAAAAUUAUGACCUCGAAUGUUUUACUUUUUCUACCAUGAAGAGGGUAUUUUUAGUUUGCUACAUAUAUAUACCUAUAUAUAUAUAUUCAGCAUGACGAGUUGACACGAUUUAGCCAUUUCCAUCUGUCUGUCCGUCUGUAUAUAUACGAGCAAGCCCGUUGCACACGUCCUUUUCUUCCCAAGAAGCUGCUCAUUUGACGGAGCCGCUUCUCUUACAAACGCUCUUACAUUAUUCCCCGAUCACGCAAAAGUAAAACAAACGCAUCAAUUAAACAAUAUGUACACAUAUAUACAUACAUAUUUACAUAUAUGAUAACCCGAAUGUAAGCUUUGUAUUGUGCUGUAGAUAUAUCACGAAUUCAUUAAAAACAUCAAUUCAUACUCACUGCCGCGUUUGACUUCUCCUUUUCCAAUAGAAUAGGUUCUGGAUAUACUACUUCUGUAGAGGUCUGUAGGAUCACAGUGGCAGCGUAAAAUACAAAAACAAAUAUGACACCUUUCAUUUUCUUUAUAAAAUUAAUUUCAAUAUUUCUCAAAAUUGUCGAAAUGGGACUAUUGAUAGCAGAAAUAAGUUAACAAAAAUACACGAAACACUGUAGACAAGAUUGUUUGCAUUUAUGUCGUCUGCCCUACACGACGCUCGUUGAUAAACAAAAGCGAAGUUUGGCGAAAGCCAGCCUUACACUCAGACAAUAAACCAAAAUCAAAUGAAAUUAUACAGCUUCAACUUAAAAAGAUCCCCCAAUUGGAUGCGCGUCGAGAGAGAGAUAACAAAAUCACAAACAUACAUCAGUUCGCACAGUAAGCAAAGACGUGCUAAGCAACAAGUUAAGAGCAAAAACUUGUUAAUCAGAGGAAUUUUAUUAGUACAGAACUUGAGUAUUUGGUUUAAUAAUUUGAUAAAUAUACCUUAAUAUUAUAUUUUGUAUAGCAAA